This is a messenger RNA of Anopheles aquasalis, 1058 nucleotides long. Its product is annotated as luciferin sulfotransferase-like. Gene Ontology annotation, molecular function: sulfotransferase activity. Lineage: Eukaryota; Metazoa; Arthropoda; Insecta; Diptera; Culicidae. The record is from RefSeq and is a predicted model, not a curated record.
UUUCAAACCGUGCUCAAGUGCAGUCAUCUGAAUGUUUACAUACAAACCACUCACGUCGGAUCUAGCGAGGGCUGUACAGGUCUCCGUCAAUGGGCCACUAGUUGAGGUGCAUUUGACGGACCAAUCUGACCUUCCAGUGCCCGUUACACGCCAAAGGAAAGCAGCCUAUACUGUGCUGAACGAAAGUUACAAGAACUAUGCGGAACGAAUACGAAACCUCACCGUCUACGCGGACGAUCUGUGGGUUAUUACGGCUCCAAAGUGCGGUACCACGUGGACCCAGGAAAUGAUGUGGUUAUUGGAUCAUAAUCUCGAUUACCAGCGCGCGAUCGACGUGAAUCUACUUCACCGAACUAACUUCCUCGAAUUCUCCACUUUAGUGCCAUCAUUCGAACAGGACACUAUUGAGCUGGUAGAGCGUAUGGAACGGCCAAGGCACAUCAAAAGUCAUCUCCCGAUGGCACUGCUGCCCAAGCAGCUGUGGACUGUGCGGCCCCGGAUCGUUUACUGUGCGCGCAACCCGAAAGACAUGGUUACGAGCUUCUACCAUCACUAUCAGCAUCUGCACGGUUACCAUGGAUCCAGGGAAACAUUUUUUGACGCCAUCCUGCAGGAUCUCGUCAUGUUUCAACCACAGAUCGCGCACACAUUAGACUUUUGGAGCAUACGCAACGAGCCCAACGUGCUGUUUCUGCAUUUCGAACAGAUGAAACGGAAUAUGUACUCGGUACUUAAGGAAGCGUCCGCAUUUCUAGGAAAAUCCUACACCAGCGAACAGCUCCAAUCAUUAGAGAAACAUCUCUCAUUCGAUGUGAUGAAAGAUAACAAUUUCGCCAACCACAGUGAAUUGCUACGUAUGAUGAAGAGCAUCCCUGGUGUGAAUGUGGACAAAGGCUUCCAAUUCAUGCGAAAAGGCCAGGUUGGAUCCCAUCGCGAAGAACUGGACCCCGAGUACAUCACCAGGUUGACGACUUACAUUGAAAAUGGUUUGAAAGGGAGUGCUUUUCAAUUUAUGGAAUAAAACGAAAAAAACCAUGCAGCAUGCAUUUGAAUGAUAA